Styela clava is the source of this 2175-nucleotide messenger RNA. Lineage: Eukaryota; Metazoa; Chordata; Ascidiacea; Stolidobranchia; Styelidae. The record is from RefSeq and is a predicted model, not a curated record.
AGAAGAACAUGGAUGAUUCUGUUAUAUUUGUUAGUCAAGAACUGAUAUGAUGAUAUCCUGCUCAGAUCCGAGAUGGGCUGAAUCAGUUCCACAAGAUUCUGGAAAUUCAUCAAGCUCUUUAAGUUCUUCUUCAUCAGUUGCAAGACAAACAAAAAGCUCAUCAACUAUAUCUUAAUUUUCUAACUGAGGUUGGAAUUUGGGAAAACCUUGGCAACUAUGCAGACAAUAAAAAUAAAAGAAAGACCUGUUCACAAUGGUUGUUGAUUGAGCAUGGUGAAAAGCUUGCAUCAGCUAUUGCUUUGAGACAAAAACAUGCAGAGCAUCAAGGUGUAGUUGAUAUUGCCAUCAGAAAAGUACUGGAAAGAAGAGAUAAAAUUUUUGACAAAAGGGGACUCACUCCACAAGAUGAUUUAUAGAGAGGUGUCAAGAAUCCAGGAUAUAUUAGAAGGACUUCUAGACGUUGAAGAAGAUAUGAUCAGUAAUAGUAACUUGUCAUCUCGUGAAAUUUUUACUUCUGUUGCUGGUGUAAAUGAAAUUUUUGAGGCAAUGUUGUUAAGUGCACAUCAAUACAGAAGAUCUCAUGAUUUGUCAUUACAAAAUCAGGAUAUUGAAUUUUCACCAUGGACCAUUUCAUCUGGAAGGCAUAGUGUACGGGAAGCAGUUGUUAGACAGCAUCACAUCACAUCAUCUCGAGGAUUACCUGUAGCAGAAGAUGGUCAACAGAGAGCAGUUUUACAUUCACAUCUCGUUUCAUUAGCUGAUAUUGUACUAUCUGGUUAUAAGCAGCAACUUGAUUCUGUCUGUAAUUCUGCAUCAUUGUCUGCCAGAAGUGAUGAAUUAACAUCAGCGUUUAAAAGACACAGGACAGCACUGAUUACACCAAUUUUGGAUGCAGGACUCAUUGAUAAAGCUGCAAACUUGGCUGAGAAAUAUCAUGAUUUUGGGGUACUGGUUGAAUUAUGUGAUAGGAAAGAUGAUCAAGAUAGACUGUCGCAGUAUAUGACUGAUUUUGCAACCCAGGGUUUUUCUGACUUUCUUUUCAAUUGGUAUCUGGAACGUGGAAAAUAUCGUAAACUACUCGAAUGUGCAUCAUCAAAUGCUCUUGCAAUAGCAGAUUAUAAUGACAGACUUGCAGAAUUCCUUUCUUCUCAUCCAAAAAUUGCUUGGCUGCAUCAAAUAAGAACAGGUGACUUCAUGGCAGCUCAUGAUACACUGCAAUACCUUGCUGCUGUGGAAAGUCAUAGCACAAACAAAAAGAACAAUCUACUCAGUUUGAGUAAAUUAUCUGCAGUUUUCUCAAAUGAAAGUGAUGAAAUUAUUGAGCAGAAAGUUGAAUCAAUAAGUUCUCAGCAAGCACUAAUUCGCUACCAAGAAACUCUGCCUGGUUCAGUUCUUGAAAAACUGGGAAUGACUGUUGAUAACAUGCCUGUCUUUACUGUGCAAAAGUUAAUUGAGUUGUACAUCGGGGAUGAAAAUGUUGCAUCGAAUGAAGUUGACUUCAAAAAAGCUCUCGACCUUUUAGAAUUUUUACCUCAAACCAUGGAAGAUGAACCUGAGGAAAUGGAUGAUGAGUUGCGAUCUGAACAGCCUGAUGUGGAAGCAAUUAAACAUUAUAUCUGGUGUCGUAUUCUUCUCAAGGAUUCUUGGGAAAAUAUCGAUCACAGUUCCAAUCCACUAGAAGCAUGCAAACAUACUGUUUUAUCAAAAACACUGGAUCUUGCGCAAGAUGCAGGUGUUCUUGCUGAUUACCUUCCUGAUGUUGAAAGACUACUUGAACAAGAAGAGUUGGGUCCAAUAAGAGAAAGUGCUUCAUCACAAUAUCUUAUACGAGCGAGAUUUGAACAUGUUCACAGACAAUUGGCUGCCUCAUGAACAAAUUCCAUCUUUUAUACUUCUUCCCUCUAGAAAUUUACAAUCAUGAAAAAUGUUUGCUAGAAUAUGAAGAUUUUUGCAGAAUGGUUAUUCUUUUUUAUGAGAAUGGGUUUGUGGCUUAAUUCCUUUUGAAAAUAUAUAUGCUAUUCCAACUGCACUCCGUGACAUAGUUACCACAAUUCUAGAAGUGUUGAAAAACUCUUGUGGUUUCAUCUUUUUCAGUUUUGGUAUUUAGUUGCAAUUUCACUGCCAAUCAUUUGUUGCAAGAUUUGAAAGUUCAAUACAAUUGUUACAAAAAUGGAA